Molecule: messenger RNA, 12396 nt
Organism: Helicoverpa zea (corn earworm)
Lineage: Eukaryota; Metazoa; Arthropoda; Insecta; Lepidoptera; Noctuidae
Gene: ena
Product: protein enabled
Exons: 15
Coding region: 1838-3961 (707 amino acids)
Molecular function (GO): SH3 domain binding
Source: RefSeq, a predicted model, not a curated record
UCUGCCAAUGCAUCGAUGACUAAUUUGCUAUUACGAUAAACUGCGAUAGGACUUACACUGCCAUUGUUGCAAUCACGUAAUAUUGCCGUACAAUGCAGGUGGAGUACCGACCGGUACCGAUAGUUACUGUGGUUUUGACUUUAUUAAAGUAUUAUUAUAGACGGCAAACCUUCAGGAAUGAAGAGGCAACAAAAGAAAAAGAAGAAGAAAGAGCUAUUUAUAGAAGAGUAGAUCGAUAUGCAGAACAUAGUGAAGAAGGAGAGUUAUAAGUAGGGAGAUAACACUAACAAUACUUGAAUAUUUAAAAUCAUUACAGCGUCUUCAGGGAUAUCGUGGCUAAAUAACAGAUACAGUUGAGGAGUUUUCGGGUUGGUGAGGUUACAGGGUUGAUGAGGUCCGAUAGGCAAUCGCUCCAUAUGAACACUGGUACCCAUGGAAGCUGACCCAUGGGAAAAGACGAGAGUUCAUUUAUGGCGUAAGCUUUACACGUACUGCAAACUAACACAGGUCCAAUAGAAAUACUAGUGAAUCUAAUAAAAUUGGAUACCACGCAUAAAUUAAACGCUAAACAAACAUGAGUACAGUGUACGAUAUAAAUUCCCCCAUCAGUAACAUCCUCUCUCGCAGAUCCAUCUCAAUAUAACUAACAUGUCACUGUGUGUAAACAUGCGACAUAGAUCAUUUACACAAAGAUAGACUAGACAUAUCGUCCAUCUGUGCUUUCUAUGGACUCAAUUCUGCCUACUAAGUUUUAUGGGCACUUUGUUUUUACCCUGGUUAUUCAGUGUUCCCAUUUUAUAGGAGUUUUAUAUGCGUUUUAUGUAAAAUUAUAACUAAGUUUUUAUAUUAAAAAACUACAGUUUAAAAACUAAAACUUCUAACCAAAAUAAAAUCUCAACUGCUUUCCAUUCACGUAGCGUAAAUUGGAUCCGAAACUGCAUUAAACUCUGCGCAGAAAUUAUAUUCGUGGCAGUUUUAAAAACUUUUUCCAACGUUUCAUUUGUAUAUCUGACAGUAAUCCCUCGGCUCGGUGGUACACCACGUGUCAACAAUUUUAAUAAAAACUCCACACUCGGAUUGUGUCUUGUUUUAUCACCUCCAUUCGUUGACACAACGUUUUUGCUGAAUUUCUGAAUUCUAUGCGCUUUUAUGGUCGCCUAUGCAUUGUUUACUGUCCUUUUGUGGUUGUACAAUGAAUUUGUUAAGGCUAAUUGUAAACUAAUUUCUUUUGGUGUUUUGAAUACUUCUGAGUAAUAGAUGACUCAGCUUAGUUGAAUAAAUGACACUCUUAAAUGAUUAAUGACUGAUGGAAUUACAAAGACUUUAUAGCGGGUUUACAACGUAAUUAUUAAUUACUUACCAAGUCAUAGUGGAAAAUAAAAAAAAGAAAUAAUAAUCUAUGAAGCUAUUUGCCUCACAGAUGCAAAGCAAACAACUCCACUAAAGUUUCUAACCUCUAACAACUUUAUCUCAACACGAGCUUAUAAACAUUGUCUCGUUCAUCUCUUUCUUCGCAAUACCUCCGUCCCACUCACUCGCGAUGUUUACAAUUUUCCCGCUCGCCGCUUCAGUCGCGCGGUAGUCGCACGCGCAAGUGCGCGCACCGAUCGAUUUUAAAUCGAUUUGUUUUUAAUCGAGUAGUGUACGUGCGUGAUAUAGUACCGGUGACAAAGAUCCAUUGUUUUUGCAAAUUGAAACGACUUGAGUGCAUUCCAGUGUGUGGUGGUUUUUUAAUACAGUUUUUUAUUGAUGAGUUCUUUGAGAAGUGUUAUGUGACAGUUUUAGUCGCGUUUGAUUGUGUGUUUUGACUGUGAUAGACGAAAAAUAACAUUCCAUAAUGCGUCGAAUGAAAAUGAACAUCGAUCCUGAUCUCGGAGACCUAGAAGAAAUGCUAGCUCAUGUUCAGAAUCAAUUGGAACAUGAAAUAGAUUUAGAAAAAGAAUCUAAAAUGCCAUCUUUGGUGAACAUACAGGAGUCCCCAAAAAUGGCUAAAAGGACCUCUUCAUUUAAUAGGACCGAUAGUUUUGAGUACCGAAGGAAUGCGCCAAGACCACCUCCAGCUAGGACGGAUUCUGGCAGUCGUUCCUUAAAUGGUAACUUCGGAGAAUACAGAAAUGGAAAUGAUGAAGAGCAAUACUCUCAACCAGAGACCAAUGGCAAGUUCAAAGGUUCCCAAACCAGUUUGAAAUCUGAUGAAGGCUCGCAAAUAUCCUUUCAGUCUUUUCGAUCGGAGCCUGUGUCUAGGCAUUCGGUAAUGAGUUUGCAAGAGAAAAGGGGAUCUUAUGCUUCCUUAAAUGGAAGGUCCAGGACUGCCACUCUACCUCGAGGAUAUGGAUCUACGAAGGAGAAGAAUUGGGAAGAAUAUUGGGCAUUCGAACAAUCAAUCAGCAGCGCCAGGGCCUCCGUGAUGGUGUACGACGACGGCCUGAAGCGGUGGGUCCCCUCAGGGUCCAGCUCUGGCCUGUCCAAGGUCCACAUCUAUCACCACACGCAACACAAUACCUUCCGAGUUGUCGGAAGGAAAUUGAAUGAUCACGAGGUGGUGAUAAACUGUGGAAUAGUUCGCGGCCUAAAGUACAACCAGGCGACGGCUACGUUCCACCAAUGGAGGGACGCGCGUCACGUGUAUGGCCUGAACUUCUCGUGCCGGGAGGACGCGGACAGCUUCGCGCGGGCCAUGAUGCAUACCUUGGAGAUCCUAGCGAACAAGCCGGCGGGCAACUCGGCGCCCCCUCCGCCGCAGCCGCCGAACCCCCCCGUGCCUUACAACGGGCACAACAACGCGCACACAUACGACGAAGACAUGGGGUAUAGAACAAUGACCCGUGAGGACGCGGCGAUAUUCCAGCAGCCGCAGUACCACGCGCCCCACAACCAGCAGCACCCGCAGUACCACGCCGCCACCAGCCAGUACCACGCGCCGCAUCAUCAUCAUCAGGUACAACAACCCCAGCAGCCGACUCCCCCCGCGCCGCCGCCGCACGGUGUGCAUCAUACUCUGCCGCAUCAGCCGAGCCAACCCACGCCUGGACAUCAUCGCACUAAUAGUGCGCCGAUGCCUCCAAAUAUGUCGUUGUCGGCGGCGGCGGCGACCGGAGCGCCCGCUCCUCCGCCCGUGCCACCGCAUCAAAACCUACCCCCACCGGCUAAUGGUCCGCUAGCGCCGCCGACGCCGCCCGCCGCUCCACAGCCACCACCAAUGCAGGUGCAGACCGUGGUGACUCAGGUAUCGUCUGGGCCGCCGCCGCCGCCGCCGCCUCCGAACGGCGGGCCCCCGGCCGCGCAGGGACCCGGGGCCCCGGCUACAGUGGGCCCCGUGCUGUCCGCGCCUGUGACGUCACCGCCGCCGCCGCCCCCGCCACCCGCGCCGGCGCCUCCUCCAGACGUGUCGGGUUUGGCUGCUCAGCUACAGCAGGCCAGGCUUAAGAGACAAGCUAAGCAAACGAACGGGCAGUCCCCGGCUCUGCAGGCGGAGGCGGCUUCGCCCCCGGGCGGCGCGGAGCACUCGGGCUCGUCGUCGUCGUCGGGCGGCUCGCGCGCGGGCACGCUGUCGUGCAUGAUGAACGAGAUGGCGCGCACGCUCGCAAGACGACGCGCGCAUCUCGAUAAGGCGGAGGAGUCAUCAACAGACAACUCAGUGAACUCGACGCCGAUGAAGACAUGGGAGCGAUCGGCGACGCUGCCGCACCGACUGCCCGCCGCAUGUAAUGGCAAUGCUUCAAAUUCUGAAACAAUAGCACAACAACAACCACAGUCUCCGCGCUCCGUUCGCAAAAGAUUCGGCUCGGCUAGUGAAGAGACUAUACUUAAGCAAGUGAACGGCGGCAACGAGGGUGGCUGUGUGUCGGCCGCCGAGUGGGACGCCUUCAAGCAGGAGAUGAUGCGCGAGAUGCGACACCAGCUCAACCAGAUUAAGAAGGAGAUCCUCGACGCUAUGAAAGCGGAGUUCGCGCGCAGGUAAGGUCGCAGGUCGCGCCGAGUGUAACUAGUCCCCGUCGCCGAAUGAACACAUAUUUUAUUGUCUACUAUACAUUCAGCUGUCUAAUGUACUCAGCACUGGGCAAUAUUGCUCACUACUAUACAUUCACUGUACCCAAGGCUGGGCAAUAUUGCUCACAACUAUACAUUCAGAUGUCUUAUGUUCUCAAUGCUGGGCAAUAUUGCUCACAACUAUACAUACAGGUACCUUAUGUACUCAAUGCUGUGCAAUAUUGCCUACUACUAUACGUUCAGGUAUCUUAUGUACUCAAUGCUGUGCAAUAUUGCCCACUACUAUACGUUCAGGUAUCUUAUGUACUCAACCCUGGGCGAUAUUGUCCACAACUAUACAUGUUACUAUACAUUUAGCUAAUCUUAUGUACCCAGCGCUGGGCAAUAUUACCCAUGAAGCUGUAAUCACCGCCCGACUACUGGGCAAUGUGCUAACUUUGGAUUUUUUACAUUAUGUAUUUUAUGUUUUUUCUAGGCAAUGUUUAUUGUAAUUUUAAAACAUUUUAAUAUUGCUGUCGCUUUACUUCCAUGAGAAAGACAGUGAUUUUAAGAUCUAUUUCCGUCUUUUAUAAUCCGGUAUGUAAGAGAUAGCAAUAUUUUAUUUGUUGUUAAUGAUAAUUGGAACUGUUAUUUUACUAUGAUAGGCCUAUUCGACCAUCGUACUAAUAAUACAUAUAAAUAAAUGUUCUACAAUCACUAUGAAAUAUGAGUUAUAUCGUUUCUAAAUCGAUUUACUAUAAUCGAUUUUUUAUCGAUUUCAAUUAAUAUUAAAAUAAAAUUAUAAUAUGGGAAAUGCUGUAUGCACAAUAUACCUUAGUAAUUCGACUGUCGCGAUAUUGAUUCAAAACUGUCAAUUGAUGACCACAGCAGUAGAUUUUUUCUCUUGUAAGAAAAUAAUAGAUCUGGAAAGUUAUGUUUUUACACACAAACGUUAGUGUUUUUGUCACAGUAGCAAACCGGUAAAUAAACAAAUGGAUUGUUUUUCCACGUAGUGAAUAGAAUAUUGAAAGUUUUUAAUCAAUAUUGUUAACUUUAUUAAAUAUGACCUAUAAAUUAUGAAGACUUUUUCGCGAAAGGCCUGAUUUUUUUGACAUUUAUACUAUUUUAAUUUACCUUUUUGACAUUCUUUUUUUAAUAUUCUUUAUGAAUUCUUAGGUACAUAAAGACUUUUUUCUUUGCUAAUUAGUUAUAAAUCUAUUUUAUGGGGGAUUAUUAAAAAUAAAAUAUAUGUUCAUCAAUGUAGGCGCGGUUUUAUGUGAUCAAAUGACGUAUUACGUAAUUUAGGGUUGCCCGCAUAGGGUCAGUGUGGACAUGUUGAAAAAACAACGAUAACGUGGCAACACCAUAUUCAAUGUUGCCAGUUAUAAAUCGGUCUAUGUAAAAAACAAUCGAGUUGGUAUCGAUUCGUAAUGAACGCACGAAUAAAACGAAACGUAAAGUUGUGUUUUUUUAAUUUUAUACUUAAAUAAAAUAUUUAUUCGGAUACGUAUUAUGUACGUAGUGAUAAGCUAUUGAAUGUAUUGCAAGUCAUGUUUUGAAUUUUACUUUUUGGAAGAAAAGCUUGAAAAAUUAAUCAAAAACUAAAUAAAUAUAUUGUACAAUGAAAACAAUCAGAAGUACAGUGAUUCGUCAAUUUUGUUACUAACAUGAAAAUGUUACAUUCUAUUAACAUUUUAAGUCAUUUUGAAAAAAUCCAAAAUAAAAUUCAAAACGUAUGCAGUUUUUAAAUAAAAUAUAAAAAUAUAUAAUUGUAAUAUCCAUUUAGCGUCAAGUUAAUUAGUAUUAUACUAUAUUUAUUGUCUCAUAAGCGUUCGAACACGCGAUGUUUAGAUUAGGACAUAUAUACAUACUACGCUAUAUAUAAACUAUAUAAUAAACGUAACUACAACUGAAUUAGGUAAUGAGCAGUCAAAGAAAUCGACUAAUAAUCGUUUACAUAUAAUCGACUAAUUUAUUUUUAUAGAUAAGUACAUCACUAGAGUAAUUUUAAAAAUAACGUGGAUUUCUUUCUCGUGUAUCUAUGAUUUAUAUAUUGCUUAGUUUUUUUUACAAAUAUAACGCAAAUAAUGUUGUUCAAAGCAAUUUACUUAUUCGAACAACAAUAAAAUUUGAAAAUUAACCUAGUCUCUAGAAAACUGACAAUCGGGCUGCGCCCAUUCCAUUUACUAAGAAAACAAAACUAAACUCCGGACAUAUAAAUUUGUAAUAAAUAACAAUAUUAUUAAAAACACAUUUGCUGACAUUUCCUUAAAGAUGACAAAAAAUUGCUAAUCUUACUUUAAAAAAAAAAUAGAAAUAGUAUUUCUGUAAAUAAAUAAUUAUAUACUAAUCUUGUGACAUUCAUAGAAAUUUUAAUUAAUACAUAAGGUAUUUUUAACUGACAGUUAAAACAAUGGUUAAAUGAAUAACCCACAAUAUUCAAUAAAAAAAAACCAUUUCGUAACUGUAUCUAACAUAACUAAAAAACUGAAUUUUAAAAAAUAACUGUUCAUUACCUAACCUUAACCGUGUUAUUAUACUUUAACCGUAGUUUUCCGGGACACCCUUAACUCUCCAUUAGAACGUCUUCCAUAAAAAUGUAGGUUUUUAAUCCCAUACUCAUAUUUUUGUAGUGGCAACACUAAACGCUUCCAGAUUUUAUCAACAGUUUGCCUUUAAAUUUGACGGCUGACAACAUUAGCUAAUUGAUUUACACGGAAAAUAACCUAACAACAUUAAUAUGCUUUAUUUUUCUCGUGCUUUACGCUAACUUUACUUCUUUAAUUUUAAUACAAAACUUCACUUAUUGAAUACAAAAACAUAGUCCAAUCUUUUUUAUAUUUUUUGUUGCCUUACAACUCGACUGGUUUUAUGCCUAAUUGCUUCCAUUUUUGCCACAUAUACAUUCAUACACGGCUGAAACUUUUCUAAAACAUUCCUAAAGACAGUAUGAAAUCGUUUUUCAAUUUUUUUUACUUUAAGCUUCGACUGAUCUAUUUUCAUUCCGAAAACUAAAAGACAGGAUUGUUAACGCCGAAAUUCUACCACGUAUGUUUUUUUUUAUUAUACUUGACAUUGUUUUAAGAAGAUCAAACCCAGAGACAAUAUCUACUGGGGCUGAGGAAUUCUUCAAGGAUUACCGCAGUCCUGGUACAAAAAGGGCCCCAGAAGGAACAUGGUGGGUUUUAGUCAGUAAGAGUCUGACACUCCCUCACGCUGCUAAACCACAGUGGGAGGGGUCAUUUCAUGACAUCCCAGCUUCAAAAAAUAAAAUAACGUAGCUUUUAAAAUGGCGGAUAUUUUGUUUAUAACUCCAAAUAGCAAUUCAUCAUUACAUUUUCACUCAUCGUCAUCAAAACUUUACUCCAGGCACUGGCCCCAAAAUUCCAAGCCAACGUUGGCUCAAUAGUUGAUACGGUCGACUCGAAUAUUUUCGUCGAUCUCAGACUAGGGCUCGUUUGGCCAACAACAACAACGUAAGGUUCUUUAAUCAUCAUUGUCGUCUUCAUAUUGAAGUUUUGAGGUCAUUAAGCUAGUUUCAAAGUAGUAGUAGAGCCCUUGUGCAAGGCUCGCCCGGGGAAGUACUACCACCACAUCUAUUUCUUCCUCCCAUGAGGUUGAAGGGUGUGGGUGCCGGUGAUAUGUCACGCACACGAGACAGACCACCUUUUGUCUCCAAGGUGGACAACAUCAGCCAACAUCAUGAUGUUCCCGUCUAUCAUUGUCAUCUUCCACCAGAUAGACGUCAAUUCCUGCCGUGCUACUAACAUAACGGCUUUGUACUGUGAUAAUAGUUAGUAUUAUCAUUUCAAAGUCCAUCUCCGUCAUAAGAGCUCAAACACAAUAAUCAUCAUCAUUUUUAGAGUAGAAUCAUCGUCAUUUUUAGAAUAGAAUCAUCAUCACUUUUAGAAUAGAAUCAUCAUCAUUUUUAGAAUAGAAUCAUCAUCAUUUUUAGAAUAGAAUCAUCCUCAUUAUUAGAGUAGAAAUCAUCAUCAUUUUAGAUUAGUAUCAUAACCGUAUCACACGAUCUUUUCCAUGUUGGAUUCAGUUUCCAGUCUAACCGGAUGCAGCUGGGUACCGGAGCGACAGCCCACCUAGUCCACUCAAUACAGGUACCCGAACAACCCCGAUUUGGCUGUUUGCUGUCUAAUCACAGGAAUACCAUCAAACAGGCACAGGUAUUAGGGUUUAGAUAUCAAAAUAGCAGUCGCACAGUCAUUCACUAGAAGUAGAAUCGCCAUUUUCAUCGACAGAAGGUCUUCACUAGGAUUAGUUUUUGCUUUUCAAGAACUGGUAGAGGAAUAAUUGGCGAAUUUUUCGGACGUGGGACUACUGAGCUGGCUCCAGCGUGAAAUGCGUAAGGCAUCCUCACCUGAGAUGCUUCGACCAUUUCAUGAGCUCGAUUCUCACGUUAUUUAACAAUUAUGUUCUGACAGUCAUAAUCCAUGAAGGGUCUGGAUUUAGCCUCGGGACAUAAUUUUCUAAACCUCCGUCCGCUGGCUUGUCCUUCAAGCUCCAGCAUCCAGCAGAACAUCGCUGCUGCAGUUUGCAAUAUAUUCCCCAGUUCACAAGCACUUGGGUGGUAUUAUCACCCCACCCGUCCGUGGGGGGACGGAACAGAAUACACUCUCCCCCCCGCCACCGGGAAAGCGAAUCGUAAGAGGCGAUGAACCCGGCCUAGGUGGUAGGAGCUUGGACGAGCUACUUUGUGCAAAGCACCGCGCCCAAGCCCCGACUGGGUAGACACCACCCUCUUACUUAAGUCUGUGAAUCUUGUUCACUGAAAGUAAGAGAACGGACUGCCUCGAUUACGUUGAACGGUGUUUGUUUUGUUGGACGACCUUUGUCAGCGCAGCGGGGCUUUCUCAGCGUAACUCCGCCAGGUUGUUGAUGUGUUAGACAAACACCGUUCAUGUCUUCGAGGAUCGUGACCGUUACCAGAUUAUUUUUUUUACCGUCACCCGUUUCUAGGCUAGGCUUUGAUUCGUUUUAAUUACUUUGCUGAUUAGCAGUUUUCUGUGUCCUUCGGUCAAACCCUAUGCCGUUAGGGCUUUGGUGUUUCAUUUAUUUGGCUAAAGGACUGGUGUCAUACAGUCUAUACUGGUCUUUUGGCGAACCCCGGCAGGCCAUCCGGCUGACGUCGCCACGUCUGAUGGCGUCUAACAUUAGCCAGCUGGCUUGUGCAGUCUCGUGGGCCUCCGCCCUCCGGCGGUGGGACGACCCGACCCUCGACCCAGCACGGGGCCCAAGAGACGUGGGCAACAUUUUAGUUUGGCAUCAUUAGGCUAAGAAAGGCAUCAACAAAAGGUAUCUCGGAGAAAUUAAUACAUCAUCAGUAGACCCACUCAGUAACGAUUUCUUGCACACGCCUAGGCUCCUGCAAAUCGGUACUGCGUUGCUGUAGAAUGUUCCUCUGUAUAUAUUUCCCGUAGAUGUGUCGAUGGCGACGUUAUCGAGUUCCCACUUUCCUUGGUAGCGUCGCCUCGACACUUAGGUCCCCGUCUGCGCGAGGCUUGCAUACGAGCGGGCUAGCCGCUCUCGAGUCCUCGCAGUGUCUCUGUGGCACACACUCUGGGUUUGAUCUUCUUUUAUUUUUAUCCGGACGUUAUACUAUCAAUAUGUUUGCUAUAUAUUCAGUUUCCAAAUUAUACGCGACCCCUUUCUGUGAAAGCGGUCGAUUGGUCAUUUAAUAUUGAGUUCUUUAUGAAAAUUUCCACCAUACUUAAGUUCUCUUUCCGACUCUUGGGAUAAUUUAAGACCUCAGGGUGUCCUUUGUUUUAAAUUUCAUUGUCAAUUUAUCGUGCUGUAGAGGGAUUUCAAAGGACAUAAAUGCACUCAAGCAAGUCCUCGUCGCAAUUGCAUUAUUAUUUCCGUACGUGAAUAAUUUUGAUGUUGGCAACAUUUUAGAUUAUCGGUUAUAUUUAUUACUAUACUAGGGCAUUGUACCCGUGUCCAUAACUGUAAGUUUUCAAGUAACCAUCUAGUAUUACGAUAAUCUUAUAAAGUCACAGUCUAUUCGCGAAAACAGUGUGGAAAUUCUUCUAAGCUGAGACUUAAUGAAAACUGCGUGCCGUAAUAAUACGCUUUUAGAAAGAUUGAUACACUGUUUAACUAAACUGUGACAUUGACGCACUUUAUUUUUACACGUUAAUGUGACGGCAUUCGUGCUAACUGGGCUAUGGUGACGUAUUAUCUUGUAAAAUUAAAACUGCGUCUAAAUGUCGUUUUAUGAGUUUCAUGAUUUUUCGCAGAGCCACUUAAAGUCCAAAAAGUUAUAUUCAGUUCAUGGCAAUAUUGGUCAACCAAGCUUAGAUAGAUUCCCAAAGAUAAAAAAAUGUUUUAAGACAAUGCGAGGCUUAGCCGAGUCUACCAAAUACAUAUGGUCUUACCGUAAAAAAGUGAAAAGGGCAUACGUCAUGUGUUUAAGAAAAUUUUGUAUGGGAACAUUUUCUUGAACAAUGGCCAACGCUUGUCUUACUUUUUUUGUAGCAAGACCAAUAGUUUUUGAGAACCGAUCUAGGCUUUAAUAAAGUGGUAAUACUGACUAAUGUUGCCAUAUACAGCAGUAAUGCUUUAGGACUCAAAGUGGAGAUGCGUAAAAUUUCUAGCUCAUAAAACGGCAAAAAUGUUGCCAACUUUCACCCCCUAUGUCCUCCUUGAUUUAAAUUAAAAUUUUCCUACUCUCCUAUCCAUUUGAUUUGAUGACUUUGUUAUGUGUGCAAAAAAUAAAAACUUGGAAUUUUUAUCUUUUGACAUAUGAUAGAGUUGGUCAAAUUAAAUGGCUGAAAGUUUGUAGCCAAGUUACUACUGUUAUUGAGGAUUUUGCACCUAUCUACGUUUUGUAGUAAUGUUAUGCUUUCGCACCAAAACCCUCAAAAACAGUAGAGCCAUUGGCUCAAAUAUACCGUUUGACAUUUACUAAAUUGACAGUUAAAGGAAAACAUUGUUUUUACUUUUUUAUUCUGUGCCCACAAUCGGCCUAUUUGUAAGAAACUAUUCACACUUGACAACACUACAUUUACUAUUACAACGGACAGACAGUUUUUGAAUGUUUACGUAGGUAUAAAAUCCUCUUUUGGGAUUUCUUAUUCAAUAAGAAAGUUCGCUUUUGCGUACACGCAGUCGCCACACAGGAACCUGAGAAAAUACAUGUAUAAAGAACCCCCUUUUAAUAAAUAGUAGAUAAAUAACUUAUGUAAAAAGUCUCUUCACGUUAACAUUCGAGAUUAUGACUAUGUCCAACCUCCAUAUAGAUAUGAGUGAAAAAAACAGCUCAAAUCAUGUACCCUUUUUGAAAAUUCCACUCCUUUUAGUUAACGACUGAAAAAGCAUUUAUAAUCGAGAAAUAUAUAAUUUAAUUUUUGUCGCUGAAAAUAUAAUGAUACCCUAUAUAGAACGUACAUAAAAAAAUGUAGUGAUAUAUUAUUGUAUAAGUAAGGCUAAGUAUUAAAAUGUUAAAAACUAAACUAACCAAAUUUUAGUUGGUUUACUAAUUUAAUUAUUAUUGGUCUCAGUUAUGUCAAAGAUAGAAAAGAAUGUAUGCCAUGAAGGGAGAAAUGCUGAAAUGUUGAAUAGUGCGUUGACUCUAUAUAAUUUUGUUAUUAUUUCAGAGUACUCGCGGUUAUUUGAAAUAUGUAACAGUUCUGUAAGGACUGCCGAGGUUUUAGUCGAUUUUCUCAUUUAAAAUAUAUAAAUGAAGUGCCACAAAUAUGUAAUUCCGUAGUCUAAUUGAUCACAAACAUAUGAUCACUUACUAUUGAUAAAAAAAUUGAAAUACGAAUACUAGUGAUGGACUAAAUGCUAGAAAAUCGACUAAAUAGACAAUUAUCCAGUAUUUUUGUUUAUAACGACUUAAAUUCAUAUUUUUGUUAGUAUUUUUUGUGGUGCAUUAAUAAAUGUAAGAUGAUUAAUGUAAGGUGUGAAAAAUAAUCUAGAGAAUGCAACAUAUCAGUGAUGACAACAUUGUAAUCAAUAUUGCCAUAUAAUAAAAAAUAAAUUAAUGUAUUUGUGGGUUUAAAUUGUGCCCAAAGAUCUCCUUUACCUUUUUUCUAAAUCAAAAUUAAUUUGCAAUCUAAAUAAAUGAACACUCUUUGACUGAAUAGGUUUACUUUCACUAAGGUAUUGCGAAAGAGAAAAAAAGACAUGAUUAGAUAAAGGCCUAGGCACCGUAGUUUGGUAAAAAUACUAUAAGAAAAGAGGUUUUUUCAACAAUCAGUUUCUUAUUCUCGAGAUAUAUUUUUCACACUUUGCACGAUGUUUAUUGAAUGGAAUUUUUGUGUAAUUUAUUGCGAGACAGUCUCUCAUAUAUCGUAUAUAUUGUCGCUAGUGUAGGUUACCAUAACGUGUAGUAAUGUAUCUAUGUGUAAUUCCAAGUCACAUUGUGUAAAUAGAAUUUUUGGUAACGAAUUAUAUUUUUUUGUGAUCGUA